AUGGGUGUUCCUAAGUUCUUCAGGUGGCUCUCUGAGCGCUACCCGGCCAUCUCCCAGUUGAUUGCCGAGAAUCGCAUUCCCGAGUUCGACUGCCUUUACCUUGAUAUGAAUGGCAUCAUUCAUAACUGCACCCACAAAGACUCCGACGAUGCCAUGUUUCGCAUGACAGAAGAUGAGAUGUUCAUCCGUAUCUUCAACUACAUCGAGCAUUUGUUUGGCAAAAUCAAACCCAAACAGCUUUUCUUUAUGGCCAUCGAUGGUGUCGCUCCCCGCGCCAAGAUGAACCAGCAGCGUGCCCGGCGGUUCAGGACCGCUCUGGAUGCCGAAAAGGCCAGGGAGAAGGCCCUGCGAGACGGCCUCGAGCUUCCCAAGGAGGAGCCAUUCGACAGCAACUGCAUCACCCCCGGCACCGAGUUCAUGGCUAAACUCUCCACCCAGCUGCGUUAUUUCGUCAACAAGAAGAUCUCCCAGGACAAGGAGUGGCAACAAUGUGAAAUUGUCCUUUCUGGCCACGAGGUCCCUGGCGAGGGCGAACACAAGAUCAUGGAAUACAUCCGCAACGCCAAGGCUCAGCCAAACUACAACCCCAACGUGCGCCACUGCUUGUACGGACUUGACGCCGACCUGAUCAUGCUCGGUCUGCUCAGCCAUGAUCCCCAUUUCUGUCUCCUUCGAGAAGAGGUUACCUUCGGUCGGCCUUCCAAGACAAAGUCCAAGGAGCUGGAACACCAGAAUUUCUAUCUCUUGCAUUUGUGCAUCGUAAGGGAAUACCUCGAGCUCGAAUUCCAGGAGCUCAAGGAGGAGGGCGUCAUGGACUUCCCCUUCGACAUGGAGCGUAUCAUCGAUGACUUCAUCCUCAUGGCAUUCUUUGUGGGCAAUGACUUCUUGCCCAACCUACCCCACCUGCACAUUAACGAGGGGGCCCUUGCCACCAUGUUUAACAUCUACAAGCGCACGUUGCCCAAGUGUGAGGGAUAUAUCAACGAAGGCGGAACAGUCAAUCUCAGAAGACUAGGCCUUUUGUUGGAUGAACUGUCCAAGGAGGAAUACCGCUUCUUCGAGCACGAGGCCGAGGACGAGAAAUGGUUUAGGUCCAAGCAGAUGAGCCUCCUCAGAGAAGGGGCAGCCGAGAAAGUCCGAUCCAAGGGAAAACUCGUUGUCACCUCGGCCCAGAAGGAGCUCUGGAAGCACAAGAUUCGCAAGUUCCUCAGCAAGCGCACCUCUGAGACUCUGGACCUGGGCUCCGGCCUCAAUGCUGCGGAUCGCAAGUUCGUCCAAGAUCUUGCGGAUGCAGUCAACGUUACAUGGUCUACAAAGGAGGAGGGAGAUGGUGAACGUCAUCUUGUGCUGACUUUCCCCCCAAUUCCUGGUCAAGACGGUGUUGAGGGUGCAGACGGGGAAGAAGACGACGACGACGAUGAAGAAGCUCACAUGGCUCUUUAUCGUGUGAUGAGGAAGUACGACAAUGCAGAUGUAGUCGAUCUGACGCCGGAAGACGCCAAAGCCCAGCUCGAAACUCUCUAUCAGCAAAAGUUCCAGGAGUGGAAAGACAAAUACUAUGCUGAGAAGUUCGAAGAUUGGACCCCUCAAAACAAAGAAGAAGAGCUCAAAAAGCUUUGCGAGAACUACGUUCAAGGCCUCCAGUGGGUGCUAUACUACUAUUACCGCGGCAUCGCAUCCUGGCCCUGGUUCUACCAAUACCACUACUCCCCUUUAAUUGGAGAUGUCGUCAAGGGCCUCAAUGCGGAUCUCAACUUCAAGAUGGGCCAACCUUUCAAGCCGUUUGAGCAGCUCAUGGGCGUCUUGCCUGACCGCAGCAAAAAGAUUGUUCCCGAGGUGUAUUGGGAGCUUAUGACAGAUUCGGCCUCGCCCAUUGUCGACUUCUACCCGCGCGACUUUGAGCUGGAUAUGAAUGGCAAGAAGAUGGACUGGGAAGCCGUUGUCAAGAUUCCCUUCAUCGAUGAAAAGCGACUCCUCGACGCAAUGGCUCCAAAGAACCAACUACUCUCACCAGAUGAGAAGGCUCGCAACGACUUCAGCCUGCCGCUCAAAUUUACCUACAGUCCCGAGGUCGACUUUACGUACCCUUCAUCGCUGGUGGGCAUCUUCCCGGAUAUCCAGAACUGCCACUGUGUCACAAACUUCUUCGAUCUCCCGCCCACAGACGGUCUAGAGUUUCUUCACGGGCUGACAGACGGCGCUCUUCUCAAUGUCUCGGCUUUGGCGGGCUUCCCAAGCUUGGCAACCUUGCCGUACACGGCUUCUUUGAGUUUCCACGGAGUUAAUGUCUUCCAGCAAGAUAGCCGAAACCAGAGCAUGAUUGUCACCCUCUCCGAUACCGAAGCGAGAACCCAAGUGAGCGCGACCACCGUGAAACUCGGCCAGCGUUGUCACGUAGGCUACCCGUUUCUGCAAGAGGCCAAGAUCGUGCGCGUAUCCGAUGAGCUGUUUGACUAUACCCUCGAUGCGCAUGGUCAUGUCGAACAGAAACCACAUAGCCCGAAGGAGACUGAGCAAUGGCAGUCCAAGGCCUCGCGUAUCGAGAGUUUCUACAGCAAGCGUCUCGGGAUUCUGAUUGGAACCGUCGAGUCUAUGGUUCAUGUCCAGAUGCUGAAGGGCCUCAUCAAGACAGACGAAGGCGCGACGGUCAAAGAAUACGACGAGAUACCGGGUGUUGAGACGGACUAUGCAGCUCAGGUCGUCGUGGACGAGGUUGUUAACGAGGAUCAACGCUUCAUUGAACGAGCCGCACUACCAGUCGAGGAGGAGUUCCCCCUCGGAACACAUGCCUUCUUCCUAGGAGACAUGGCGUAUGGCCGCCCCCUUGAAGUCAUUGGACACGCGAAUAACAGGGUCCACACUCUGGUUUCUAUCAUCAAGUCUAGGGAGCCCGACUUCGCUCGUUCGAUUGUUCACAAGGCCGAGCGGGAAAAUCGGUACACUCCUUCCUACGCGGUCGCUAAAAUGCUCGACAUGCAUCCACUGGCGCUCAGCAAGGUUACGUCUUCGUUCUACGUUUUCACCCUUGGCGGAUCCCUGAAGGUCAACCUAGGUCUCAACCUCAAGUUCGAAGCCAAGAAGCAGAAAGUCCUGGGUUACUCGCGCAAAUCGCAGACCGGAUGGGAGUUUAGCCCUGCCGCGAUAACGCUCCUGACCAACUAUAUGGUCAAAUUCCCUGACUUCUUCGCCGCCCUGAAGAAGGUGCCAUCUGGGGCCGAGAUCCAAGACACUGACCUGUGGCCAGAUGCCACCACUGCUGCUGCCAGGGUCAAGGAGAUCGGCGCUUACCUCAAGACGGUCGAGACGAGCAAGUUCGAGCGCGUGCCUCUCGAUGCUGAACAGCUCGAUUCAAACGUGGUGAUGCAACUUGCAGAUGCUGCAGACAAGGCACAGCUCAACAUACCGGUAGCCGAAGCAAAGAGGAUUAACAACCUCCCUCGCAACGCAUUGAUGAAGCCGUCUGACGCAGAGCACCGCCUCGGCAACCAGCGCUUUGCUCUGGGCGACCGUGUCAUCUACGUCCAGGACUCGGGCAAGGUGCCCAUUGCCCUCCGCGGCACCGUGGUAGGAAUCAGCCGCACCGCGACUGCCAAGUUGCUCGACGUCGUCUUUGACAUUACGUUCAUGAGUGGAACUACCUUGAAUGAUCGCUGUCCCGCCUUUCGUGGCCAGACUGUGCCUGCGUCCUCGGUGUUGAACCUCAGCUACCGACAGGUCAUUGCGGGAUCGAAAGCGAAUACCGAACGUCGACCUGCGCCUGCCAGCGGGUUUGCAGCAGGUGGUAUGCAGCAGUAUCGGGAUGCGCCGGCCCCGGGCCCGCUCCAUGGUUCGUGGAAAGGAGCGAUUGAUGGUGCCAAUCGUGGAAGGGGUCACCACUCGCCCCAACCUGGACCCCGUGCAGGGUCUCACAUCCAGCACAGUAGCCUUGUGUAUAGGAAUGCUCCUCAUCAGUCUUCACAGCAGAACGGCCAUAGUCAAGCGAAUGGUGUGAACGGGCACAACUCGCGCGGAAGAGGAGGACGUGGUCGCGGACGUGGAGGGCAACUCCCCUCUGGUACCAAUGGGGUCUCGGCAGAGGGAGCACCGGCUCCUGCUGGCCAGCAGUCUUUCAAUGCAGUGCCCCCGCCCGCGAACCUAGAUUCUCGAGGCGGCCGAGGCCGCGGACGUGGACGUGGCGGUGCCCGCGGCCGGGGUGGCCCACGAGGUGGCCGAGGUGGCCAGACUGGCCAGGCUGGACAGUCCUAG
Thyridium curvatum is the source of this 4245-nucleotide messenger RNA. RefSeq lists its product as uncharacterized. Gene Ontology annotation, biological process: nuclear-transcribed mRNA catabolic process; rRNA catabolic process. Bases 1 to 4245 code for a protein of 1414 amino acids. The transcript has a single exon. Gene Ontology annotation, cellular component: nucleus. The record is from RefSeq and is a predicted model, not a curated record. NCBI's taxonomy places the organism in Eukaryota, Fungi, Ascomycota, Sordariomycetes, Thyridiales, Thyridiaceae. Gene Ontology annotation, molecular function: 5'-3' RNA exonuclease activity; RNA binding.